Molecule: messenger RNA, 667 nt
Organism: Callorhinus ursinus (northern fur seal)
Lineage: Eukaryota; Metazoa; Chordata; Mammalia; Carnivora; Otariidae
Gene: PTRHD1
Product: peptidyl-tRNA hydrolase domain containing 1
Molecular function (GO): peptidyl-tRNA hydrolase activity
Source: RefSeq, a predicted model, not a curated record
ACCCAGGGUGCUUUGCGCCCCCGCCGUACAAAAACAUGGCUGCGCGCAGGGCCCCUCCCUCAUCCCGGCAUGCACCGGGGAGUAGGCGCGGCCUUUCGGUGGGCCUGGAAGAUGGCGGCCUCUGGCGCAGAGCCGCAGAUCUUAGUCCAAUACUUGGUGUUACGAAAGGAUCUAUCGCAGGCUCCAUUCUCCUGGCCAGCGGGCGCACUGGUAGCGCAGGCCUGUCACGCAGCCACCUCGGCCUUGCACAUUCACCGUGACCACCCGCACACGGCCGCUUACCUCCAAGACCUGGGGCGCAUGCGCAAGGUGGUCCUCGAGGCUGCAGAUGAAAGCACCCUAAAGGAGCUGGCUGAGACUCUGCAGCAGAAGAACAUUGACCACGUGCUUUGGCUGGAGCAGCCUGAGAAUAUUGCCACCUGCAUUGCGCUCCGUCCCUACCCCAAGGAAGAAGUGAACCAGUAUUUGAAGAAGUACCGAUUGUUCAAAUGACUAAGGUUAUCAGUUGCCUUGAUGUAUUUGAGCAUCAGCUGGAUCCAGAAACUGCAUGCCACCCGUCCCUAAGCAUCAUAUACUCCUCUCCGUGGCAACCCGCUCUUCCCUUUAAGUUAUGAAUGUUUCUUGAGGGUCAAACACAUGUUCAUAUUAAAGUUGUCAUUAAUAAGUA